CUAUGUUUGGAUUGUUAGCGCCGAUUCGCUUCUUUGGCUAUCGACUCAGUUCUGAUUUGUUUUCCGAUUAUUUGGUGCUUGAAAUGUGUUUGUGAUUAGGGAAUUUACCGUUUUGGCUUGUUAUAUGCGUGACGAUGCUUGUGCUAAGAUUUGCCUGAAGAUGCCGUACGUCAAAUCAUCCUGAAGAGUUUUUUUCACUCGAUUGCUAUGAGCAAGUUGUGGAGACAUGGAUUCCACUGGCGGUCAAAGUCUCUACCCGUUGCAUCGUUGCAAGACUCUUCACCUGGUAAGGCAUGCCCAAGGGAUUCACAACGUGGAAGGGGAGAAAAACCAUGAUGCAUACUUAUCUUAUGAUUUUUUUGAUGCACAACUAUCUCCUCUUGGCUGGAAGCAGCUUCAUAAUCUGCGCAAGCAUGUUCAAGCAUGUGGGAUUUCCAAAAGCAUCGACCUAGUCAUUGUUUCCCCAUUGUUAAGGACCAUGCAAACAGCAGUUGGAGUCUUUGGUGGUGAAGCUGAAGCAUACACAGAUGGGGUAAAUGUACCUCCUCUAAUGGUUGCAAAUACAGGGAACAGUGGCCAUCCUGCAAUUUCAAGUCUAAAUCGCCCACCGUUUGUAGCCGUAGAGCUUUGCCGUGAACGUUUGGGAGUUCAUCCAUGUGAUAAGAGGCAAAGCAUUAGGGAAUAUCGCCCACUUUUUCCUGCAAUUGAUUUUUCACUGGUGGAAAAUGAUGAUGACAUUUUGUGGAAGCCUAACAUUAGAGAGACGGAUGAGGAAGUUGCUGAUAGGGGACAGAAGUUUUUGAAAUGGUUGUGGACUCGUGAAGAGAAGGAGAUUGCAAUUGUGACCCACAGUGGAUUCUUGUUUCAUACCCUAAGCUCUUUUGGAAAUGAUUGUCAUCCAAUUGUUAAGAGUGAAAUAUGCGCAAAUUUUGCCAAUUGUGAGCUCCGUUCAAUGGUCUUCAUAGAUAGGAGUAUGAUGGGGUCAGCUUCCUCGAUGACUAACUAUCCUGGAAAAAUACCUCAUGGACUUGAUCUUCCCAAUGAUGUUGCCACUGAGAAGCUUGCAGAGGCUUGAUCGUAGUUGAAUAGACCUAGAAACCGAGCUAAAGUUAAAGGCUUGGUGAAGAUAUCUACAAGUUGAUCCUUAUUAGAGACAAAUGAAACUUUAAGAGAUUUAACUGUCACACGAUCUAUAACAAAAUGAUAAUCUAACUCAACAUGCUUAGCAAAAUAGGAUUGACAGUUAAGUAAGUAGCACCCAAAUUGUCACACCACAAAAUUGGUAGAUCUCUAAGAAAGAUGCCUAGUUCUUUUAAGAGAGAUUGUAGCCAAAGAAGUUCACAAGUAGUGUUAACUACUGCCUUGUAUUUGGCUUCAGUAGAA
Juglans regia (Persian walnut) is the source of this 1383-nucleotide messenger RNA. RefSeq names its product phosphoglycerate mutase-like protein 1. Gene Ontology annotation, molecular function: phosphatase activity. NCBI's taxonomy places the organism in Eukaryota, Viridiplantae, Streptophyta, Magnoliopsida, Fagales, Juglandaceae. Gene Ontology annotation, cellular component: cytoplasm. The coding region runs from base 227 to 1075 and encodes 282 amino acids. The record is from RefSeq and is a predicted model, not a curated record. The transcript is spliced from 11 exons.